This is a messenger RNA of Naegleria gruberi, 582 nucleotides long. RefSeq lists its product as uncharacterized. The coding region runs from base 1 to 582 and encodes 193 amino acids. Gene Ontology annotation, molecular function: cysteine-type deubiquitinase activity. The transcript has a single exon. Gene Ontology annotation, biological process: protein deubiquitination. NCBI's taxonomy places the organism in Eukaryota, Heterolobosea, Eutetramitea, Acrasida, Naegleriidae. The record is from RefSeq and is a predicted model, not a curated record.
AUGAUUAAAUCUAUAAGCAGAAAACAAUUCACCAAUUUUUCAAGUAAUAAUAGAAAAAUUAAUUAUUUGCGUAAUUUCUCUGCAUCAAGAUUUUCUUUUGCUGAUAACAAUAUUUCAUCAUCAUCAUCACUCCGAGGAAAAUUACUAACUGAUCAUUUCAAAAUUAUUCCCUCCGUAUCGGAUGGCAAUUGUCUCUAUGAUAGUCUUUCGAAAGGAAUUAAUAAUGGAAAGAAUCAUCAAAAAUUGAGAGAGGAAAUUGUUGGUUGGAUGCGAAAUAAUUUGGAAACUAAAAUUGAUGGAUUAGAGUUGAAACAUGCUCUAUUUGUUGAGGAAGGACAAAGUUUUGAUGAAUAUUUGAAUAGUUUGAGUAAGAGUGGAACUUUUGGUGAUUUUACAAGUGUUGUGGCAGCUAGUAGAGUGUAUCCGAAUGUUGCCUUUAGAAUUUUGAUUGUCUCUGGGAAGAUUAUUCAAUCUGAAGUGAUUGAAGUCAAUCCAGAACAUGUGAAAAAUGUGAAUAAGGAAGUUUGGUUAUCCUACGAUGAAAAGAAACAACAUUAUGAUCUGAUUCAAAGUCUUGAAUAA